AGCCAUCUAUUUCCCCUAAAGAGAAACAAAACAGAAAGCUGGUAGCGGACGUUUUGUUUAAAAAUAAAUGCGGAAGAAUUUAUCCUUCACUAGGUCAAUGGCCUCAGCGUGCCUCUCGCACACACUUGCUUUAUAGCAGCGGAGGUACUACCGGUACUACUACGGACUGCGGUGAAGUUUUUGCGUAAGCGUCUUUCCGCAAACGAACACCAGUCGCCCGCAGGCCCUCAAGCCAGCAAAUGCACGUGUGCCGGUGAUGCUUCGUGGUAAUUAUUCCCUUCAUUUCCAAAAUUAACUAGAGUCGCAGCCAGUAUGCCCGAGCAGAUUCACCGAUGAAUGCUCUUUACGACUUCUGAGAGCUUUGUACUAGCGUAAGGUAACCGUCGUUGGGAGUCGCUCCUCCCAACUCUAAUCGCGGGUUCAAAUUUUGUUUUUCUUUUCUUUUCUUUCUGUACAGUAGGCUGCGUCGAUUUUCAUUCAUUGGUUUCUCAAGAAUCCAACGCUAGUUUCCGUCGAUUUACGCCGAUUCUGGGGCGUCUGCCUCGAGAAUAGCGUUCCGAUCGAGUGAUUUCGUAGCGAGUAAUGCCACUUCUUGCAUUGGACCGCUCAAACUCUUUUUCCUAUAAAUAGGCUAUCAGUGGACUAUAUCGCGGAGUUUGCGGCACAAGCCGACUCGACGUUGAAGCGACCGGCAGCUCGCGGCACGAAUCAUUUGGUAGCAGACGAUCGGGGGGGUCUACGUUCUCGUUCCUGUAGCUUGUUGCCAUAGCGCCGCUACGAUUUGACUUCUGCUCCGACUUGAACUGCUUGAACGUUGCACCGGUUGCUGUCACUUCUCAUCGGAUCGCCGUCGCGCUCACCUCUGCAACUUACGGUUUCAAACCUCUUUGGGCGCUUUUCCUUCUGUUUCCAAGGGACGCAAGUAGCUCUGCACACAUCGACUUUAGUAGCACGACAAAGCGAGUUUUAGCAGACGAACGCUCUCUCGUUUACCUAAAAACAAAUUAACGUCUUAACUCGAAAAAAAAAAAAUCGAUACUGGUUUUUGCAAUUUUCCAGCAUACCUUUUUAUUUGCCGUCACUCUUGAGCAUGGAAUUUCUGCUGGGCGGACUGGCCGCGUGUGGUGCUGGCUUUUUCACAAAUCCCCUGGAAGUGGUCAAGACACGUAUUCAGUUGCAGGGCGAGCUCCAAGCUCGCGGUCGCUACACUGUUCACUACCGCAAUGUGUUUCACGCGUUCUACGCCAUCGGCAAGCACGACGGGCUCCGGGCCCUGCAGAGCGGGCUCUCGCCCGCUCUCUGGUACCAGUUCUUCAUGAACGGCACCCGGCUCGGCGCCUACCACAUCAUGGAAGACCUGCACCUGACUAAGAACAAGGACGGCAGUCUCAACGUCAUCAAGAGUAUUGCCGCGGGCGCUGCGGCCGGCUGCGUCGGCGCCUUCGUGGGGAGUCCUCUCUACCUGGUGAAGGUGCAGCUCCAGGCACAGUCCAACGCCCCGAUCGCAGUGGGCUACCAGCACCACCACGAGGGCAUGCUGACGGCCUUUGUGCGCAUCUACCGUGAGAACCGGCUCUGGGGCCUGUGGAGGGGAGCCAGUGCGGCCGUGCUCCGCGUUGGCUCGGGGUCGGCCGUCCAGCUCUCGACCUUCUCCAAGGUCAAGGCCCACAUCAACCAGUUUGCAGUGUUUCACGAGCGUUCCUGGCUGAAUGCGCUGGUGGCCAGUUCUGCGAGCGGAGUGGCCGUCGUCGCCACCAUGACGCCCUUUGACGUCUGCUGCACGCGGCUGUACAACCAGCCGACCGAUGCUCGGGGCAAGGGGAUCAUGUACACCAGCGUCUUGGACUGCUUCUUCAAGGUGUUCAAGACUGAAGGCGUGAUGGGCUUCUACAAGGGAGUUACGGCCAGCUUCCUCAGGCUGGGACCUCACACGGUACUGAGCCUGGUCUUCUGGACAGAGCUGAGGCGGAAAUAUGCCAUCUUCAGCGAGAGCGGCAUUCAAACCGCCUAGGCCCCGACCCGCUAACCCCACGUCGUCUGCAAGUCUGCGUCCCACCGCUCUACUGUUCAAUCUCGCGUCACGCUCCGCCCGAUCGAGUGAAGGACUCUGCUGGAUGGAUGGAUGUGGCACGUUUUUACCACUGGUUGUGUCUCACAAUUUUGUGACACAUUUGUAAGGGGAACAGAAUCUGUCUUUUACGACAGGAAGGGAAUGUUUGUACCUCUUGAUAUGGUCUGUUUGCCGUUCGGGCUGUGAAGGUUUCAGCAUGUUUAGCGGGCGACCCGUGGUGCAGCUGUAAGAGUUAAGGCACACAGGAUAUGCCUUUAUAGGUUCUGGUUUUGUAAGAAGGUGCUGUAGAAGAGAGAACACUGGUUCGGCAAGUGUGCUGAAUUUCGUUGAAGCAAUGGUUUUUUUCUAAGACUGAGGCAUUUGCAACCACGACUGGACUUCAACCGUAAUGCAAGGAGAGGGGCGCUAAAAGACAAUGGCACCAUCAUUCUUGACUUGCUGUUUUUUUUUAUUUGAGUUCCCACAUUUUGUCGCGCACCUCAUAAAUUUUUUGCGCACAAGGUGUCUGGUGUUCACGUGACUCAACGAUGUAGCAUUUUGUGUACCUAGAAGUAUUUAUUCUUUGCAUUUUAGUACCAAAAGAUGGUAUUUGCCUAGUUGUACAUAGAUCAAUCAAGUUUGAGUUGUUUUUAGGUUUGGGUGCUUUACUGUGCAGCAUCUAACAUGGAUUGCCACUGUUGCUGGCCUAUGUGAACAGGAACUGCACAAAGAACAUUCACAUGCGUUUCGUUUCUCGGCUUGAUUGGGAAUGGCCAAACACAAAUGGGAGCCUCUCAAGCUUUUUUCUUCCGAUUAUUAUUCUAAGAUUACAGUUUUUCUGGUGAGACAGUGUAACCCUCCUUUCACUCAGCUUUAGUUUAACCAGUGCAGGGGUUAUCUUGGUUCACAGCCUUGUAUGUUUUGUUUACAUGACAGUGGCAUUUUCUUGAAGGUUCCUACAUCGAGCAUGAAUGGCACAGUUAUGUUGUUUUAUUUGGUUGUUUAAUCUCAUUUAGCACUGUGAUAAGCAACCUCUUGUGCAAACUCGAAAUAUGGAAUCUCAUCUGUAUUUCUGAUAUUUUCUAUUUAAAAUUUUGUGGGCAUUCAUUAGGGACAUGUGUUAAAUUUUUUAUUGCGCAUGCACUGGACAAGUGCUCUGAGUUACCAUUUUUAUUUUUUUGACUAUAUGGAGACACUAGGUGUCAUGCCAGCAGUAGUGUAUGUCAGUUCCCAAAGAAAUGUUUCUUAAUAGGUUUGAAAAAGGUGUUGCCAUUGAACUGAAAAUAUUGUGAAGCCUUGUACAUAGAGCCUGUAAUAAAUACUUUGUUUUCCACAUGAAACCAGCAACAAAAA
Ixodes scapularis (black-legged tick) is the source of this 3403-nucleotide messenger RNA. RefSeq names its product solute carrier family 25 member 35. The record is from RefSeq and is a predicted model, not a curated record. Lineage: Eukaryota; Metazoa; Arthropoda; Arachnida; Ixodida; Ixodidae. The transcript is spliced from 4 exons. The coding region runs from base 1091 to 2011 and encodes 306 amino acids.